Messenger RNA from Ictalurus punctatus (channel catfish), 1748 nucleotides. RefSeq names its product bile acid-CoA:amino acid N-acyltransferase. Gene Ontology annotation, biological process: fatty acid metabolic process; acyl-CoA metabolic process. The record is from RefSeq and is a predicted model, not a curated record. Lineage: Eukaryota; Metazoa; Chordata; Actinopteri; Siluriformes; Ictaluridae. The coding region runs from base 91 to 1389 and encodes 432 amino acids. The transcript is spliced from 11 exons. Gene Ontology annotation, molecular function: fatty acyl-CoA hydrolase activity.
AUGUACUCUGCCGAUGACGAAAUUUGCGUCACGCAUAAUGUACACUGCUCCUCGCGUAUGAGCAAAAAGUGAAGCGUACUUUCUGCUUAAAUGUUGGCCGUGAACAGGAUGGUGGCGAGCUGCCCGUGCCCUUUGCUCUCAGUUGAGCCCACUCGGGGACUCGUGGACGAAAAGCUCCGGAUCUUCGUGACAAAUUUAAACCCGAACCAGGAGGUGACCCUUCACUGUCUGCAUAAGUCGGAGGACAAGGACUUUUGGGAAGCAUUUGGACACUAUGUGAGCGACGGACAGGGCACUGUGACUGUGGCAAAGGACUCCAGUGUGGGAGGCACGUAUACAGGUGUGGAGUCCAUGGCACUGAUGUGGAGCCUGCAGCCAGUACCAGGCAGCCGAACAGGACUGAGGUUGCGAAAGCGAGAUGUCCUCACACCAAUGGUAUUCCACAUUUCUGUGUAUGAUGGACACAUGGCUCAGGAUUUUAUCCAGCUCACACCGUUAGUGACCAUCGUCAUAGAAAGAUGGUACACGGCUCCAGGUGUGCAGAGGGUCGAUGUACGUGAGAAAGGAGUUCGAGGAACUUUGUUCAUCCCUCCAGGUCCUGGCCCAUUUCCAGGUGUGUUGGACAUGUGGGGAGGAGGAGGAGGCCUGGUGGAGUAUCGAGCUGCGCUGCUGGCCUCACAUGGCUUUGUCGCGUUUGCUCUGGAGUAUCUGACUCCAGAUGAAAUAAAAGACGUUAGUGUAUCUUACUUUGAGAUUGCAUAUCAGAUCAUACAGGAGCAUCCCAUGGUGCUAAGGGACAGAGUGGCUCUGUUGGGCCUCUCAUUCGGUGCUUCUGUUGCUCUUUCUAUGGCUGCUCAGUCCUCUGUCAUCAAGCCCCAGUGUUGUAUAAGCAUCAGCGGCAGUCACGUCACUCCUGUACGUAAUACUAUAUCUGAAGUCUAUGAAGGGUUUUACAGACUGUUUCAUAAAGUGCGUAUGAUGGAUAAUCAGGUCAUCUGGAGAGACAUCAUCUUGCCCAUCCCAACAGAUCCAGCCGAGAAAGUGGAUGUUGGCCUGAUAAGAUGUCCACUGCUUUUGGUUGUUGGUGAUGAUGAUCAGAACUGGGCCACACUGGAGUCAGCUGAAGAUAUGGAGAGAAUAACUGAAAAGGCUGGGAAUCGGCACUUGCUCAAGAUCCUGAUCUAUCCUGGUGCAGGUCACCUAAUUGAGCCACCGUACACUCCACACCACAGAGCCUCCAACUUCAUGGUUGCUGGCAAAGAGAAGGUGAUCAUGCUUUGGGGUGGUCAGACCAGACUGCAUGCAUAUGCACAAGAAGAUUCAUGGGAGAAGAUUUUGGACUUUUUACGCGAACACCUCUGCUAUGCAGGUCCACAGGCCCGACUGUAGUGGUGUGAGAAGUUGUUUUGCUUUGUGUAAUUGAUAAUGAAAAAAAAGAGAAGAAAUCUCAAAAUGUCUGUCACACUUCUUCACUACCACUACAGUAGAACAGAGAGGAGUAUAUGUACAGUGUGAGAAAUAAGUAUUACCCCAGAUACAUUUUUAUAUGUAUUCGUACAGAAAAUGGAUGGAUGGAUAAAAUGCUAAUUUAUAUAUUAGGGGUGUAACAGAGUAUGAACUCAUUAUUAAGACUGAACAGAAAGUGCUCCCUAAAUGAAUAUGUAAAUCAGUAUUGUUUUUGUUUGUUUCUUUGUUUUAAGAAAGUCCUGUACAUUUCAUUGAUUAAAUUGUGCUAUGAGUGCUACAAA